AUGAUCACGUGACUUAUUUAGGGAAGAAGGUCAGUCAAGAUGGCGGCCACAUCUGAAAACAAUCUCGUUGACAUUGGAAGAGAUCUAACACGAGAACAACGGUCUCUAACGGUCACAGACCUUGACAAGGAAGUUUUAGAAUCUGGACAUUUUAAAAGCGAUCAAAUCAAAGAAUCCCAACUCUAUCGAGAGGUCCAAAAUGUUCAACAAGUUAUUAGGUUAACAGAAGACGAAUUAAAGAAUUUAAAAGAGCUUCACAAAAGGACAGGAUUCUCCCAUCCACCAUCUAUAUAUUUUGAGGAAGUCGAAGAUUUAACGGUGAAAUUGGAUGCGCUGCGCAAUAAAGAGAAAACACUGUUGCACAAAAAACCAGUGCAAAAUGGUAAUAUUCACAAUGAUUCUUCAGACGAUAGUGCACCCUCAUCUCCCUCACCUCUUCGCUCUGGAGCAACAUCGACGUCGUCAUAUGGAGAUGUGAUCCCGUCAUCACCGCUUCGUGCUCAUUUCAGAGCUUACCUACCAAACAACCAACGUACAAUGAUAAAAUAUAAACAUGGGCAAACAGUCCGCGAUGCAUUGUACAAGGCAAUGACCUUACGAGCUUUAACAGCUGAUUCAUAUGUCGUUUAUCUUAAAUCCACACGGGAGAGAGUUGACUGGGACGCUGAUGUGGCAUCAUUAGACGGUGCCGAGGUUUCAGUUGAAUUAUUCGAUGACAAUUACAAUUCACAAACGCAGAGCUUGUCACAUAAUUUUGUUCGGAAAACAUUUUUUACGCUGGCAUUCUGCGAUGCAUGUCGAAAGCUGUUAUUUCAAGGAUUUAGAUGUACAACUUGCGGGUACAGAUUUCAUCAAAAAUGUGGAGCUCCAUCGUUGUGUCAGCAAGCCGAACAUCUUAAUAUCUACAAAAGAAUGUUAGCGUCAAACCCGCCAGCUGCAACGUUACCCAAUAUGCCAACAACACCUCGACCUCUAGGACCGAGAGAAAGAUCUAUAUCAGCUCCUAACGUAAAUAUGAUAGGUCAGCCAGGUGGUCCUGAAAGUAUUAUUGUUGAAGUAGUUCUUGAAAAGAAUUAUCAGCAUUCACGAACGCGUCAUGAACCUGCUACGAUAUCAGGUGGUCUCAUACGACAGCUUUCUGGUCAGAGUAGUCAACGUGGCCACCUUUCUGACAUCUUUACACCCGAUCGAGAUCAGGGAAACGUUUUCAACUUUUCGGCAGCAAACUCGGUACCUCUAUCCAACGUUCCUACAUCGCAACCGCACCAACCAAUUUCCGGCAUACCUGGAUCAUUACUUCACCCAGCUAAAGUAAGGCACCGAUCAAAAUCACAUUCAGAUAACGACAAUGUCAAAAAGACGAGAAAUUCGCGGCGUGAUUCGAAUGACGAUUGGGAAAUAAACGACGGAGAAGUUCAAGUUGGUCAAAGGAUAGGAUCUGGAUCAUAUGGGACAGUGUACAAAGGCUUUUGGCAUGGAACUGUAGCCGUAAAAAUGUUGAACGUAAAGGAUCCGAACCCUCAACAACUACAAGCUUUUAAAAACGAAGUAGCUGUUUUGCGCAAAACCAGACACGUUAAUAUUCUGCUUUUCAUGGGUUGCAUGUCGAAACCGAAUUUAUCGAUCGUUACGCAAUGGUGCGAAGGUUCUAGUUUGUACAGACAUUUGCAUGUAAUGGAGAACAAAUUCACCAUGGUACAGUUGUUAGAAAUUGCUCGACAAAGCGCACAGGGUGUUGAUUACUUACAUGCGAAAUCAAUUAUACAUCGAGAUUUGAAGUCAAACAAUAUUUUUCUGCAAGAAGACUUAACCGUGAAGGUGGGUGAUUUUGGACUUGCAACCGUCAAAACAAGGUGGAGUGGAGACCAUGGGUGUGAACAACCAUCUGGUUCUAUAUUGUGGAUGGCUCCUGAAGUGAUAAAGAUGCAGGAUCCGAACCCAUACACUUUCAUGUCUGACGUUUACGCGUUCGGAAUUUGCAUCUACGAACUCAUCACCUCUACGCUACCAUAUUCAAACAUUGGAAAUAAAGACCAGCUUAUAUACAUGGUGGGGCGAGGUUAUUUGAGACCCGACCAAAGCAAGAUUAGGUCGGACUGCCCUAAAGCGUUACGGAGACUAUACAUAGAUUGUAUAAAGUAUAAUCGUGAAGAACGGCCUCUGUUUAUUCAGAUUUUAGCGUCAAUCGAAUCCAUCCUACGGGCUUUGCCAAAGAUAACUCGCAGUACCUCAGAACCUCUUUUGCACCGUGCAAAACCAAGCACCGAUGUUGACAUAUCGUAUCCAUGCCCAACGCCACACACGCCCAUAAGAGGUUCGGGCGUGUUUAAUUUUUACUCUGCGCAACAGCAACCUGUUUAUUAGAUAAACAAAUCGUAAACGUUUUUGCAGAGUGAGAAAAUCAUUGUAUCCGCCCUGUUUAUCAGGUGUAUUCAGACUAUAGAUAGUGUGGCCCAGAAAAUGUGACAAACAUCCUAUCAGGUGUGUGCGAAGUGGCAACAUCUUGCAAUGUGUCUUGACGAUUAAUCCAAGAACAAAUAAAACAGAUUUUUUUUACAAGUUUGUUGUAAUUAACGGAAUAUUUUGUGUCCAGUUGAAUUUAUUUAUUGUGAAAAAGUUUAUUUAACGUGACACUCGCUAAUUUAAUUGUGAAUGAUUGCUCUUAUUUGCAACUACAUAGAAACAAUACGUGAUUCUCAAAUCAAAUCAAAUUCAAGUUUUAUGGGGUUUUUCAAACGUGUUUUGUCAAUGUAUAUGUUAAACAAUCAACAUAUAAAAUGGGUGUGUCUGCUUAUUAUUGACGUUCAGGUCGGUUCCCAUUAAGUCAGUAUUUGUGGUGGAAUAUCUCUUGUGUUGUUGCUUGGCAACUGUUGCUUAACACUGUGGUAUAAACGAACCUUUGGUUGUGACAAUAUAUCUUUGUAUGAACUUUGGUAAACGAUAUCUUGUUUCGUGGAUUAUUUAGCUGAAGAGAAUGAAUGUGUGUGAUUUCUUUUUUUAUCGCUUUUAAAUCUCUCCCGUAGCAUUUAAAUCGAUUUACGAAAUGAAUUUUUUUAUUUUUAUUUUAUUUUUAUUUAAUAGAUAUAUAUUUACAUAAUUAGACACGAAAGCAAUUUUUGGAGAAGUUGUUUGAUUGUGCACAUAUUUUUAUAUGCACCUGCAAGAGUGUCUCACUAGUCUUUUCCCCAGCAAGUCACACCAUAAAUUUGCCUAUGCUUAUCCAUACAUGAGUACAACAUCUUAGGUUCUUUUUCUUAUUUUUUACUAUUCACCUUUUUAUGUUUUUUUACUUCUUUGGGAGCUUAAUGAUUUGUGUACUGUCACUUUAUCACUGUGUACAUAGCAAACAUCAGGUUGGUGUCGGUAUACAUAUGUACAUAUAGUAAAUUAAAAGUUUUUGUAUACGUUGUCUAUCUUACUUCGAAAAAAAAAUGAAAUAUAUCGAUUUUAUCAGAUAA
This is a messenger RNA of Hydractinia symbiolongicarpus, 3458 nucleotides long. Its product is annotated as serine/threonine-protein kinase A-Raf-like. The transcript is spliced from 18 exons. The coding region runs from base 40 to 2364 and encodes 774 amino acids. Gene Ontology annotation, molecular function: protein kinase activity; ATP binding. NCBI's taxonomy places the organism in Eukaryota, Metazoa, Cnidaria, Hydrozoa, Anthoathecata, Hydractiniidae. Gene Ontology annotation, biological process: signal transduction; protein phosphorylation. The record is from RefSeq and is a predicted model, not a curated record.